UGGGUUGGAGAUUCCCUUAGAGUUGAGCUGACCUCAAGUGACGGGACUGCGGAGUUAAAAAAUAUCGGAAUGAAGUGGUACCCAGCAUUCCAACGAAUUCUUCCGCCGCUCUUCUUCCCUAGUUCCUGAAAAUACCUGCCACGCCACUUUUUUUUCCAGAGACACCUAACCCCCUCUCCCGAUGAUUGCCGCUGUCGCGUCCACGCAUACGACUAUACUUUGCGAGCUUGCACCGACGGAUGGCGCCGUUGGUCGGAACAGAGACCUUUCGGGGAUCCCUCGUCUCCGAUCGGCGGCAGAUCUAUCGCCCGCAAGCGGGAAGAUUAUCCUCCAGCCGCGGCUCUGCACUCUUCGAUCGUACGGAUCAGGAAAAAUCCCAGCUCCCGUAAAGAAUUCUAGCAGCAACACCACUUUCUUCUUCGCAUCCCUCGCUGAUUACGUUGAAAGCGCCCGCAAGAGCCACGACUUCGAGAUCGUCUCCGGUCGUCUCGCCAUGAUUGCGUUCGCGGCCGCCGUCGGAGUGGAGUUCGUUACCGGGAACUCUCUCUUCAAGAAGUUGAACGUUGAGGAGAUCGCCGAAGCCGCCGGAAUCUGCCUCGCCGUUGUUACCUCAGCCGCCGUCUUCGCCUGGUUCUCCAGCGCCAGGGCUCGGAUCGGUCAAAUCCUUAAUCUUAGCUGCAAUUCAUUCGUCGACUCUCUCGUCGACAACAUCAUCGACGGCCUGUUCUACGAGAACGAUCCCUGCGAUUGGUCUGAUGAGAUAUAACUCGUUCUUGAUCCAAGCAUCAAGUAAAAAGAUUCAGUCGAAAGAAUCAAAGAUGUUGGGGUCAAAAUUAUAGAAACUGAGUGCUGUAAAAAGUUUAUUUAGUAAAUUAGAUACGAGUUUAUGUAUAAUACAUAAAGAUAAAAUGAGAUAUAAGAAUGUUAAUUUUAUA
Dendrobium catenatum is the source of this 935-nucleotide messenger RNA. RefSeq names its product stress enhanced protein 2, chloroplastic. Gene Ontology annotation, biological process: cellular response to high light intensity. NCBI's taxonomy places the organism in Eukaryota, Viridiplantae, Streptophyta, Magnoliopsida, Asparagales, Orchidaceae. The record is from RefSeq and is a predicted model, not a curated record. The transcript is spliced from 2 exons. The coding region runs from base 182 to 766 and encodes 194 amino acids.